CAUAAAUUAAAUCGUUAUGGCGUUGAAAUUGUGUUUGAUAUUUCAAAAAUUUGUUUCUUGUAAGUCCUCGAUAUAUGGAUCUCAUUUGGCGCUUUCACCACAAACCGGCUCAUUGCAAGUCCAGAAACCAAACAGACAACACCACUGCAAAAUGGGCGAUAAUGUGGACCUGGAAAAGUGCUUUGAAGUGGUCAGCAAUCUGGUAUCCGAGGCUGGAAGGCUAAUCGCACGCAACAAUGAGACCCGCCAGGAGUUUGUGACCAAGAGCAACGACAUUGAUCUGGUGACCCAGACGGACAAGGAUGUGGAGCAGCUGCUGAUGGACGGCAUUCGCCGGCACUUUCCGGAUCACAAGUUCAUCGGCGAGGAGGAGAGCAGCGGCGAGGGUGGCGUCAAAAAGCUGACCAAUGACCCCACCUGGAUCAUCGAUCCCGUGGACGGCACCAUGAACUUUGUGCACGCCUUUCCCCACUCCUGCAUCUCGGUGGGCCUGAAGGUGAACAAGGUCACGGAGCUGGGCCUGGUCUAUAACCCCAUCUUGGAGCAGCGCUUCACCGCGAGACGGGGACAUGGAGCCUUCUACAACGGCCGGAGGAUCCACGUGAGUGGCCAGCAGGAACUGGGCAAGGCCCUGGUCACCAGUGAGUUUGGAACCACCCGCGACGAGGAAAAGAUGAAGGUCGUCAACGAGAACUUCGAAAAGAUGGCCAAAAAGGUGCACGGUUUACGCGUUCUGGGUUCGGCAGCCCUAAACAUGUCCAUGGUUGCUCUGGGAGCCGCCGAUGCCAACUAUGAAUUCGGCAUUCAUGCCUGGGAUGUUUGUGCCGGGGAUUUGAUUGUUCGUGAGGCCGGAGGAGUGGUCAUCGAUCCUGCAGGCGGGGAGUUUGACAUUAUGUCGCGAAGGGUCCUGGCAGCAGCCACGCCACAAUUGGCCCAAGAAAUCUCCAAGGUGCUAACGCAGUUCAAUCCGCUGCCUCGCGAUGAUUGAGCUUAAAAGAUACUUAAAUAAUGGCUUUUGAUGUACCUAUAUUGACUUAAACAAUGGAACUAAGUAACUCCAUUCCAAACUAACCAAAAGAACGCAUUUUAACUAUACCGACCGUGUACCUAACAAAUGAAAACCAAAUAUAUCGUUUUAUGUAAACAAA
This is a messenger RNA of Drosophila rhopaloa, 1148 nucleotides long. RefSeq names its product inositol monophosphatase 1. Gene Ontology annotation, biological process: inositol metabolic process; signal transduction; phosphatidylinositol phosphate biosynthetic process. The coding region runs from base 17 to 988 and encodes 323 amino acids. The transcript is spliced from 5 exons. The record is from RefSeq and is a predicted model, not a curated record. NCBI's taxonomy places the organism in Eukaryota, Metazoa, Arthropoda, Insecta, Diptera, Drosophilidae. Gene Ontology annotation, molecular function: inositol monophosphate 1-phosphatase activity.